Saprolegnia diclina VS20 is the source of this 998-nucleotide messenger RNA. RefSeq lists its product as hypothetical. The transcript is spliced from 2 exons. Lineage: Eukaryota; Oomycota; Saprolegniomycetes; Saprolegniales; Saprolegniaceae. Bases 1 to 885 code for a protein of 294 amino acids. The record is from RefSeq and is a predicted model, not a curated record.
AUGGACCCUGUACGCGCCACCACGCGCGCCGCAGGCCAACCGACGUACCUCGACUCGCGCCGCGAGUCGUUGUAUCGUCACGCGUGGGACGAGGGCCUCUGUGUGCCCAACGAGCCGUCCGCGCUGCGUCAAAUGUGCGCAACAAGUCGUCCGGCGCUGGACCCCGCAUCAUGGCCGGGCCAGCAUCGGAUCCCGGAGGCCACCGGGCACUACGGGCACCACGAAGGCUAUGUCUCGCAAGGACCCGUGCAGUCUCUGUUCGAUGGACAAAGACAUGGAACUCACGUCGGCUAUGCUGCCGCGGGGUACCAGGCGCGUCAGCGACCACCGCCGCCGUCUUUCGGUACGGGUGGUUCGCCUGCCGUCGCGACGAGCUAUCACGGCCAGGAGCGUCGUGCGGCUCCGCAGGGGACCUAUGGUCGCCCUUCGCUCUCGAGCGUCAUCCAAGAUGGGCGACGCGUCGUAGCAGUUGUGACGCCGGCCGAGUACAUGCCGAUCUGCUCGACGCCGCGCGGCGCACACCCGAACCGAGAUUGGUCCCGGGCGAUGCAAGAGCGAGAAGAGAAGGUCCGAGCGGGCGAGCUGCAGCUGCAGCACGCGUGCGAGCAAGACGCGUAUGAGCGUCAGCAAGCGGACCUUGGGCGAGAGGACCUCGCCCAAAAGCUGCAACGCUGGCGGCACGUGCUCAAGGGGAAAUGCACCGUGUCGGGAACCGCAGCACCGGCGCAGAGCAAGGCCGUGCGAUUGGUCGAGUGCGAUCACGCCGGCGGCUCCACACCCUCACGCGCUUGCAUGCAUGGGGGCGUUGCCAACCCCGGUCCGCACUGGCGGACCCGACGACGACGCCGGUGCUCUCGCCGCGUCGGUCGUCUUGCGCACGGUUGACGCCAUGCUGUCGGCGCCACCAGACGUUGCCGCGUCCGGGUCGACAUGUGUCGACGUGGCGCCUGUGGUCCGCUUGGUCGGACCCAACGCCGACGCCGGUGCUCUUGCCGCGU